UGAAUCCCUGUUGCUAUUUCCCCUGCCAGCACCAAGGGGUGUGUGUCAGGGUCGGCCUGGGAGGAUACGAGUGUGACUGCACACGGACGGGGUACUCUGGGGCCAACUGCACCUCCCCUGAGUUCUGGACGCGCCUGCACGAUCUGCUGAAGCCCAGUCCUGCCUUCUACCACUUCAUCCUGACUCACUUCAGGUGGUUUUGGGACAUUAUCAACAGCACCUUCAUCCGGGACACGCUCAUGAGGCUCGUGCUCACAGUUCGUGCCAAUCUCAUCCCCAGCCCUCCCACCUUCAACUCUGACUAUGGCUACAUCAGCUGGGAGGGCUACGCCAACGUCAGCUACUACACCCGUGUCCUGCCGCCCGUGCCGGAUAACUGCCCGAAACCGAUGGGAAACCAAGGGAAGCAGCAGCUCCCUGAUGCCCAGCUCCUGGCGGAAAGGUUCCUGCUGCGGCAGAAGUUUAAAGCCGAUCCCCGAGGCACCAACCUGAUGUUCGCCUUCUUCGCCCAGCACUUCACCCACCAGUUCUUCAAGACAUCCGGGAAGAUGGGACGUGGCUUCACCAAGGCGCUGGGGCACGGG
Molecule: messenger RNA, 584 nt
Organism: Apaloderma vittatum (bar-tailed trogon)
Lineage: Eukaryota; Metazoa; Chordata; Aves; Trogoniformes; Trogonidae
Product: prostaglandin G/H synthase 1-like
Exons: 4
Biological process (GO): cyclooxygenase pathway; response to oxidative stress
Cellular component (GO): neuron projection; cytoplasm
Molecular function (GO): prostaglandin-endoperoxide synthase activity; heme binding; oxidoreductase activity, acting on single donors with incorporation of molecular oxygen, incorporation of two atoms of oxygen
Source: RefSeq, a predicted model, not a curated record